This is a messenger RNA of Nicotiana attenuata, 931 nucleotides long. RefSeq names its product dirigent protein 22-like. The coding region runs from base 96 to 665 and encodes 189 amino acids. The transcript has a single exon. The record is from RefSeq and is a predicted model, not a curated record. NCBI's taxonomy places the organism in Eukaryota, Viridiplantae, Streptophyta, Magnoliopsida, Solanales, Solanaceae.
CCUUGACCUUUCUAUAAAUAACGGGUACCCACACACAGUUACACACCAUAUGGUUUCAUUUCCCACGAAUUAAGGGACCAAACGAAUUUGCUUCCAUGGCUAAACUAUUCCAUAUCCUCCUCAUCUCCAUUCUCCUCUUUCUAGUAGCUUUUCCGGCCACCGGAGAAGAAGAACACAUAUUUGGAAAAUCCUUAAAGAGAAAAUCUAUGGGUCUUAAAAAGGAAAAACUCAGCCAUUUCAAAUUCUACUGGCAUGACGUCCUUAGUGGCUCCAAACCAACAUCUAUGAUGAUUAUCCCACCACCAAAAAACACAACCACAGGCUUUGGUCAAAUGAAUAUGAUAGAUAAUGCUUUAACCCUAGGACCAGAGUUGAGUUCCAAAAUUGUUGGAAGGGCACAAGGGUUUUAUGCUUCUGCUUCACAAAAUGAUGUUGGUUUAAUGAUGGUCAUGAAUUUUGCCUUUGUUGAAGGGAAAUAUAAUGGAAGUACCUUUACCGUACUUGGCCGGAAUUCGGUGUUCGAGAAGGUGAGAGAGAUGGCAGUGAUCGGCGGCAGUGGGCUUUUCCGAUUUGCUAGAGGAUAUGUUCAGGCCAGUACUCAUUCAUGGGAUAUGAAAACUGGUGAUGCUACUGUUCAAUAUGAUGCCUAUGUAUUGCAUUAUUGAGGUCUAGUAACUAUAAUUAAUGUCUAAGUUACUUUUCAUUUUUUUUUUUAAUUUACUCUUUGGCAGCUAGUUUUAAGCAAUAAUUGUCGUACGAUCACACCUUUUUCCCUCAUCUUGUCAAUUGUCGUAUUGGAGCUGGAUUAUUAGACCUGUUGAUAUUUGUUUCAUAAGUCAAGAACAGUUUAUGUCAAUUAUCAAGCUUUUGUUACUUGAUUUAUUACUUGAAUGAAGAAAGAAGAAUCAAGUCGAGGGAAUAUUAUUAAUUA